Herpailurus yagouaroundi (jaguarundi) is the source of this 5003-nucleotide messenger RNA. RefSeq names its product p21 (RAC1) activated kinase 5 (gene PAK5). Bases 760 to 2919 code for a protein of 719 amino acids. Gene Ontology annotation, biological process: protein phosphorylation; apoptotic process; cytoskeleton organization. The record is from RefSeq and is a predicted model, not a curated record. The transcript is spliced from 11 exons. Gene Ontology annotation, molecular function: protein serine/threonine kinase activity; ATP binding. NCBI's taxonomy places the organism in Eukaryota, Metazoa, Chordata, Mammalia, Carnivora, Felidae.
CACAUUGGUCUUGCACAUUUCUGCGAACCCCGGGUGUGUGCGGAAGGGGCGUGCAGGAGGUACGCCGGCACGAGCAGAGGGCAACUGGGUGACUGGAUUGGCGAAGGGCUGCUUUCUCUGGCUCGGGGCUCCUCAGCGUGUAGACACUCCCCCGACCCUUCCCCCCCCAUCCGCCUCCAGCAGCUGCUACUGCCUGCCUCCCGCCGGCUGCCGCGAAAACCCGGAACAGCUGCGUGCGCUCGUGGAAAGUCCUCCUAGGGGCGAAGCAGGGCAGCUGGGCAUGCUCAGUAGCUGGGGGAGGCUUGGGUGGAGAGUAGAAAGCCGCGGCUCUGCCUCCCACCCCCUCCCUCUGGCCCCCGCCCCCCUUGCCCCUACCCAGCCCGUAGUAGUUGCCCGGCGUGCGCCCGCGGAGACCGGGAACAUGGCGCUCCGAGCGGUGUAGCAGCCGCGGAGGAGAAGCGGAGGAGGCGCCGCCGCUGCGCUGACAGCCAGCCACCAGAGCAUGCUGUAAUAGGCACUGUCCAUUUCCUGAAAAAAAGAGAGAAAGUCUGAGACCUCUGUCAAUAAAAGAAAAAUAACCAUCAGCAUCACAAGAGCCAGAAAUACACUGUGGCGAAAUGCUUCCACCUCUUGCCAAAAUGAACACUGAAGAAAAAUGAAGAACACUGAAGAAAUCCAACAAAAAGUUGCAGAACAGAAAUAGCCAAACUCCUCUGGAAUCUGAUUCAUCCACAGCCAUCAUAAAAAGGUCUUUGCAUCAUGUUCGGAAAGAAAAAGAAAAAGAUUGAAAUAUCUGGUCCAUCCAACUUUGAACACAGGGUUCACACUGGGUUUGAUCCGCAAGAACAGAAAUUCACGGGCCUCCCGCAGCAGUGGCACAGCCUGUUAGCAGACACGGCCAACAGGCGGAAGCCCAUGGUAGACCCUUCCUGCAUCACACCCAUCCAGCUGGCUCCUAUGAAGACAAUCGUUAGAGGAAAUAAACCGUGCAAAGAAACCUCCAUCAACGGCCUGCUGGAGGACUUCGACAACAUCUCUGUGACUCGCUCCAACUCCCUAAGGAAAGAAAGCCCACCCACCCCAGACCAGGGAGCCUCCAGCUACGGUCAAGGCCAUCGGGAAGAAAAUGGCUUCAUCACCUUCUCGCAGUAUUCCAGCGAGUCCGAUACCACUGCUGACUACAGCACUGAGAAGUAUCGAGAAAAGAGUCUCUAUGGUGAUGACCUGGAUCCGUUUUAUAAAGGCAGCCAUGCCGCCAAGCAAAAUGGGCAUGUCACAAAGACCAAACACGGGGAAGCCUACUAUUCUGAGAUGAAGCCUUUGAAAUCCGAUAUUGCCAGAUUUCCUGUUGAUUAUCACACACACUUGGACUCACUGAGCAAACCAAGUGAAUACAAUGAGCUCAAGUGGGAGUACCAGAGAGCCUCAAGCAGUUCCCCUCUAGAUUAUCCAUUCCAAUUCAUGCCUUCUAGAACUGCGGGGACCAGCGGGUGUUCCAAGGAGAGUCUGGUGUUCAGCGAAAGCGAGUGGGGACCCAGCCUAGAUGACUAUGAUAGGAGGCCAAAGUCAUCAUACUUGAAUCAGACCAGCCCUCAGCCCACCAUGCGGCAAAGGUCCAGGUCAGGUUCGGGGCUCCAGGAACCAAUGAUGCCCUUUGGAGCAAGUGCAUUUAAAACCCACCCCCAAGGACACUCGUACAACUCCUACACCUACCCUCGCCUGUCCGAGCCCACAAUGUGCAUUCCAAAGGUGGAUUACGAUCGAGCACAGAUGGUCCUCAGCCCUCCGCUGUCAGGGUCUGACACCUACCCCAGGGGGCCCGCCAAACUACCUCAAAGUCAAAGCAAAGCAGGCUACUCCUCAAGCAGCCACCAGUACCCAUCUGGGUACCACAAAGCCACCCUCUACCACCACCCCUCCCUGCAGACCAGUUCACAGUACAUCUCCACAGCUUCUUAUCUGAGCUCUCUGAGUAUCUCAUCCAGUACCUACCCCCCACCCAGCUGGGGCUCCUCUUCAGACCAGCAGCCCUCCAGGGUGUCCCAUGAACAGUUUCGGGCUGCUCUGCAGCUGGUGGUCAGCCCCGGAGACCCCAGAGAAUACUUGGACAACUUUAUCAAAAUCGGAGAAGGGUCAACUGGCAUUGUGUGCAUCGCUACUGAGAAACACACAGGGAAACAAGUUGCAGUGAAGAAAAUGGACCUCCGCAAGCAACAGAGACGAGAACUGCUCUUUAAUGAGGUUGUGAUAAUGCGGGAUUACCACCAUGACAACGUGGUUGACAUGUAUAACAGCUACCUUGUUGGCGACGAGCUCUGGGUGGUCAUGGAAUUUCUAGAAGGCGGUGCCUUGACAGACAUUGUCACUCAUACCAGAAUGAAUGAAGAACAGAUAGCCACCGUCUGUCUGUCAGUUCUGAGAGCUCUUUCCUACCUUCACAAUCAAGGAGUGAUUCACAGGGACAUAAAAAGUGACUCCAUCCUCCUGACAAGUGAUGGCCGGAUAAAGCUAUCUGACUUUGGUUUCUGUGCUCAAGUUUCUAAAGAGGUGCCGAAGAGGAAAUCACUGGUUGGCACUCCUUACUGGAUGGCACCUGAGGUGAUUUCUAGGCUACCUUAUGGGACAGAGGUGGAUAUCUGGUCCCUCGGAAUCAUGGUGAUAGAAAUGAUUGAUGGCGAGCCCCCCUAUUUCAAUGAGCCCCCCCUCCAGGCAAUGCGGAGGAUUCGGGACAGUUUACCUCCAAGAGUGAAGGACCUACACAAGGUUUCUUCAGUGCUCCGGGGAUUCCUAGACCUGAUGCUGGUGAGGGAACCCUCACAAAGAGCCACAGCCCAGGAACUCCUUGGACAUCCAUUCUUGAAACUGGCAGGUCCGCCAUCUUGCAUCGUUCCCCUCAUGAGACAAUACAGACAUCACUGAGCAAAGGAUUCAGUGGAAGCGCUAGAUGAGGACAUAAGAAUAAUUCAGGAGAACAUGAGGAACACGAAAGAGUCUUGUGGACUCUACCCAGCUGAUUGAUGGGACAAUGUGAUGACAGGCAGGGUUCAACAGACCAGGGCAUCUUCUUGUGUCUUAAAUAGGCAUCUCUCCACCAACAGCUGGCGUGAUCAUUUGGAACAAGGCUUUAAUAAGUCAUUAUUAUAUUUUUCAGCCCUUCAUCCAGCAAAUCAGAAGGACUCAGUACAAACUCCGUUACGAUAUAUCCUAGCCACAUGCAGGGUAACGCAUAGGAUUUUCUAUAUUGAAAGAAUACUUUUCUGGCAAAAAAAAAAAAAAAAAAAAAAAAAAGAAAGAAAGAAAAAAAAGAAAGGAAAACAAAAAGCACUUUUUUCUUAAUGGUAGCAGUGUAAUGUAUUUUGCAAUGAAUUUGUAAUUUUUCUGUACGAUAGUUUUGAUAAUUUAUAGUACUUUGAUGUCACGUAGCCAUUGUAUCAGUUGAAGUAAUUGUUUACUAGCAAGAGUUUGAACAAAAGCCUUUCCUACUUUUUUAUCCCUUUCAGAGAACCAACGAUUCUUUAGGAACUUUGAAUACUGAAUGACUCUCAAUCACCGUCAGCUUUAGUAGAAUAUCUUUCUUAUCUUAACAAGUGUCUUACGUGAUGGAGGAAGAAUUAAGAGUGAUGGUGAUGGAGGCACACAUUUCACUUAUCCAACCAAAAAUAAUAAAAUAAAAUUUGAGCCACAAUAUGCCACCAUGCUACUCCUUGGGAUAAAGCUAAAUAUGGGGAAAAAUCAAAUUUUCCCUCAAGGCUAUUAGUCACAAGCCAGUAUUUGCACAGCAGGGUGGUCCCCAGAGUGCCCUCUCUCAGAUAGGUAUGGCGUCCCCUUGUGGCCAAAUUUCCCUCCACGGGAAUAAUUUCAGUGCUGCGAUCAUUGGACUCAGUUCCCAAAUUGAAUGUUUUAAGUAAGACUGUGAGAAUUCCAGUCUCACCAAGGGAAAGGAGAGAGAACAGGGCAAGAUGUUUGGGUUCGUUUGUCACUGUUUUUAAAACUCUGUAUGCUAGCACACCAAACUCUUGUCUGUAUUUACCUUUGUACCACAGUGUUAAUUGCUAUUGUUCAUGUGUUGUGCUGGAAGUUGAGGAUGAAUUAGGAAGGGGGUAUCUUACCAGGUGUGCUCUGACUUCAGUUGUGACCAUGUUAUAAUGUGUUUCCGACAUAGGAGAGAUGUACUGCUGACUAGAUCUUCUUGAAUGUUGAUAACAAUGAAUGACGACUACAAUACAUUUUGUGUUGCUUGUUGGAUGAAUUUGCAUGUUAACUGUAGGCCAAUAUAGAUUUGCCUUUAAAAACUCUGGAAGAGCUACAUAGUCAUCAUUAGUUUCUAUUAAUUAUGCAUCAGAAAAAAAAAGCCAUUUGUUACCAAACUGGAAAACCAGAGGCUUUUCUUAAUGACUUCACAUACAGUAACAAAAAGGAUUUGAAAUGUAUGAAAAUGCUCUGGUUACUCUAGGCAUAAUUAAGAAUUUUUGUAAUUAAUAGGUUGCUAAUUAUUUAUUAUAGCUAAAAAAGGGGGGGAAAGGCAUAAAAUGACCUCUACAGAUUAGAUUUUCAGUUUUUCCCCCAAACUGGAAAUGUCUCACCAUAAAUAGGAUCUAUAAUUUUGUUUCAUAAAACAUAGCAAAGCAAUGUUUUAUGUAAAAUAUUAAAAUAUUGAUAUAAAUAUGUAUGAAUAAAAAUCUAAAUCCAGAAAAUGGCCGUCCUAAAAGUUCAUGGGACAGAUUGUAUUAAUUUAACCAGGACUAUGUAGAAGUAGAAAGAGAAAAAAAUCUUUUUUUAACCAGAACAAAUAUUAAAAACCAUUGCAGAAAAUAGUGGAUUUUGGAUUCCAAACAUUUUCAACAGUGUAAUGGAAAUUUUUCUGUAAUUUUCUUAUCACUGGGUAUUUUAUAAAUAUUCAUUGAGUUUACCAAAAGUUACUGUAGCUUAAAAGGUUUUGUGAGCACUAACUAUUGGCAGAAACUGCACUUGCAAAUAAAAAUAAAUGUUUGCCUUUUUCCCAU